AUGAGAUUCGCAACAAACUGCAGAGCAACCGAAACUGAACGAAAGAAAGAUUUGUUACGUAGUGAUGAAAUUGAAAAUGCAAAAUUCCUAUGGAUAAGAUAUACACAAGGUAAAAUAUUUAGUGACGAAAUAAAUUGUAUAGAUAAUUCUACAAAACGUAAAACACUUGUGCGACAAUUAAAACUCUUUCUAGACGAAAAGCAAUUAUUACGAUGUGGUGGCCGCCGAAUAGACAAUGCGACAGUAGGAGAAACAGUCAAGUUUCCAUAUAUGUUACCGGCAAAGGACCGUCUCACACAUUUGAUAGUGUUAGAAGCACAUGAGAAUACACUACAUUCAGGAAUAAAUAUCACUCUAGCAUACAUACAACAAACAUUUUGGAUUCCGAAAUUAAGACAGUGCGUCAAAUCUAUAUUGAUGAAAUGUGUAACGUGCCGAAAAGUAAUCGGAAAAUCUUAUCCCGCACCAGAAAUUCCACCAUUACCAAAAGAGAGAGUUCAAGAUGCCACACCCUUCAGCAUAACCGGUGUAGACUUCACAGGUGCGCUAACGACAAGAAACAGACACAACGAAGAAUCGAAGGUUUACAUUUGCCUAUUUACAUGUGCUGUCACUCGAGCCGUACAUUUGGAAUUAGUUUACGAUCUCAGCGAAGAAUCUUUUUUAUUGUGUUUCCGGAGAUUUGUAAGUCGACGAUCAGUGCCGAAAAUAAUGAUGUCAGAUAAUGCGCUAACAAAGCUGCUUCAAACGAAAUUUCACGACUUUGCAAUUCUAGAAAAGUUAAAGAAAAUAUUCAGAAUUAUGGCAUUGAAUGGAAGUUCAUCCCAAAUAAUGCUCCAUGGUUCGGAGGCAUGUGGGAAAGAAUGA
Molecule: messenger RNA, 867 nt
Organism: Mytilus trossulus (common blue mussel)
Lineage: Eukaryota; Metazoa; Mollusca; Bivalvia; Mytilida; Mytilidae
Exons: 1
Coding region: 1-867 (288 amino acids)
Molecular function (GO): nucleic acid binding
Source: RefSeq, a predicted model, not a curated record